AGUUUAAGUACAGGACAGGUGCUUGUUGUGUGCGCGUGCGUGUGUAUGGAGAUGUCGAACCGGGAGCGCGUGGUUCUGACCCUCGGUGGAACGGGGACUGUGGGCUCGGGUCUGGUGAAGGCACUUUUGGACAGAGGUUUUAAGGUUGCUGUGAUCUCCAGAGACAAGAAUAAACUAGAGAAGCUCAGAGGCUUUGUUUCGCCCUCCACUAAAGGCAACCUGACGACUCUGGUAGGGAAUGUUGGUUCAGAAGAGGAGGCUGAAGAAGCGAAGCAAACCCUCUUGAAGUCUGUGGGAAAGAUUACAGAUGUGGUGUCAUCUCUGGGCUUCAGUUGGUGGCAGCGUGGACCUCCACACACGCAGCCACUCAAAGAACUCCAGUGGGUCAUUGAGACACUUCUGUUUAGCACAUUUGUAUCAUGGAAAACGUUCUUCCCCUUGGUGAGAGACGAUCCCAAUUGCACUUACACGUUUAUUACAGGGGGCAUAGGGGAAAAGCUGCUGAUGCCAGGCACAGGCUUCUUGACAGUGGGCUCAGCCAGCACGCUGGCAUUUUGUCAGAUUCUGCGAGAAGAGUACCCAGAGGUUCCUUGCAAACUUAAUCAGGUGAAGAUUAACACAGGUGUUGGAACCCCAGAACGCAUGGGGCCAGGGUACCUGAAUCAUGUGGAGUUAGGUGAGGCUGUGGCUGCACUGGUGGAAAGGAAGGAAAAAUCUCACACUGUCUACACCAUAAACUGCCCUGCUGACCUAAAAACUGUCAUCCUGUAGCGAUGAGGCUGAUCUUUAGCAUCCCUGAGCACCCUUCAGGCUACAAGAAAUACAGCACAUUAGUUAUACUUUCUUAUUGCAUCCAGAUUAUUGUUGAUUAUCUGUGUUAUUUAGUUUGCAUGCCAAUGAAUACACAAAGCUUAAAAAUUGCAAAUGCUUUUCCACAGUAUUUAGGUAACACUAAUACAAUAAACAGUAGAACUGCACAGCGUCUGCAGUGUUUAGCCAUGUAAAAGUAUGCUUGGUUUGAAAAAAGCCGUGUGACCGAAGAAGCACAGAAAAAGACUUCAUGGUAAUGUGAGAAUGAAAAAAGAAGCAAUAUCUUGGACUGCACUCCAGCUUUAUAGUUUAAUCCAGGCUUCAGGUUGAUGAGAAAGUGUUAGGAUUGGAGGAGUGAUCUGAUCUCCCUUGCGUGACUCCCUGCACUGCUCACAAAUAUUCUUCAGUCUACAUCUGUUCUGCUUAUGUGGUUCCAUUUAUCCUGUGCCACACUGGCUGAAAAUAAACAGAAAUGUAAGAGUAGAAUGUCCAAGUAUCCAAAUAAGAGAGAUCUCAUAGAUGGUAAAUCAUUUUUGUGUGUUUACAGUCAUGGUGUAAUUUACAUGUAUGCUUGAAUCUGUAUUUGUAUAUCCAAUAAAAAAAAUUAAAUCACAGGAGUGGUUGGUGACCAGUUAGGCUCACAAAUUUCA
This is a messenger RNA of Tachysurus fulvidraco (yellow catfish), 1460 nucleotides long. RefSeq lists its product as uncharacterized. The record is from RefSeq and is a predicted model, not a curated record. Gene Ontology annotation, cellular component: mitochondrion. The transcript has 6 exons. NCBI's taxonomy places the organism in Eukaryota, Metazoa, Chordata, Actinopteri, Siluriformes, Bagridae. Gene Ontology annotation, biological process: fatty acid beta-oxidation. Gene Ontology annotation, molecular function: 2,4-dienoyl-CoA reductase (NADPH) activity. The coding region runs from base 46 to 771 and encodes 241 amino acids.